Parascedosporium putredinis is the source of this 1569-nucleotide messenger RNA. The record is from the annotation of a GenBank genome assembly. Lineage: Eukaryota; Fungi; Ascomycota; Sordariomycetes; Microascales; Microascaceae.
AUGGAUCAUUCGACGAACAAAGGCCAAUUCGAGGCCCAGCACGCGUCCGGCACCGACGUGGGCCUCACGGGUGCCAACGAUGCCGAGAUGCACCACCGCCGCUCCUCCUCGACCGAUUUUCAAGCUGAUCAAGCUCUUGAGGCUCUGGGCUAUAAGCCCGAGCUCUCGCGCAGCCGAUCCACUCUUCAAGUCGCCUUCAUGUCCUUUGUGCUCGCCUCUAUUCCCUACGGUCUUGCUACGACCCUUUAUUAUCCCCUGAUUGGUGGCGGUCCCGUCAACAUUAUCUGGGGCUGGCUUGGCGUUUCCAUGAUUAUUGUGUGUGUUGCCGCGUCCUUGGGCGAGAUCACCAGCGUUUACCCGACCGCAGGAGCUGUACCGCCGCAUCUCACCAACUGGUGCGAGGCGCUGCAGCGUGUAUUAUCAGGCUUUCAUGCUUGCUCCCCCUCUUGGCGACGACUCGCAAGCUGGAUCUGUGGCUGGCUUUACGUUGUCGGAAACAUCACCAUCACCCUGGCCGUCAACUUUGGUACGACCCUCUUUUUCGUCGCCUGCAUCAACGUCUUUGAGAAGGAGCCGGGCGUUGGCGUCUUUGAAGCUUCCACCUACCAAGUCUUCCUCAUCUUUCUCGCCAUUACCCUCUUUUGCAAUGCCGUGUCUGCUCUUGGAAACAAGUGGCUGCCGAUCUUGGAUACCGUCGCCAUCUUUUGGACCUUUGCCGGUGUUCUCGCCAUUAUGAUCUGCGUCCUCGUUAUCGCUAAGAACGGUCGUCAUUCCGCCGCGUACGUCUUUGGCCACUUCGAGGCGAACUCGGGUUGGCCCGAUGGCUGGUCCUUCUGCGUCGGCCUCCUCCACGCCGGAUACGCCACUUCGUCGACGGGCAUGAUCAUCUCCAUGUGCGAGGAAGUCCACCAGCCCGCCACCCAGGUUCCCAAGGCUAUGGUGCUUAUCAACCUUGCCAACGGACAACCCGUCCCCACCAUUCUCAAAGACGCCGUCGGUUCCGCCCAGGGCGCCAUCGGCCUUCUCAUCCCCAUCAUGGUCCUCGCCCUGAUCUGCGGUAUCGGCUGCACCACUGCCGCUUCCCGCUGCACCUGGGCUUUUGCGCGUGACGGUGCCAUCCCGGGCUCCAGGUGGUGGAAGACGGUCCACCCCGGCCUCGACUUGCCCCUCAACGCCAUGAUGCUGAGCAUGGUUGUCCAGAUCCUCCUCGGCCUCAUCUACUUUGGUUCCUCGGCCGCCUUCAACGCCUUCUCCGGCGUUGGUGUCAUCUGCCUGACCGCCGCCUACGCCACCCCCAUUGCCAUCAGCUUGGCGAACGGCCGAAAGCACUUGGUCGAUGCCAAGUUCUCGCUGGGCAAGUUUGGCGUGCCCGCUAACAUCAUCGCCCUUGCUUGGUCGAUUCUUGCCAUGCCCCUGUUCUGCAUGCCAUCCUACAUCCCCGUGACGGCCGCCACCGUGAACUACGCCCCCGUCGUCUUUGUCGGCGCCACCCUGAUUUCCGCGGCCUGGUACGUCGUCUGGGGCCACAAGAACUAUGAUGGCCCGCCCACCAACGACUCGACCUUUUAA